AUGGCAAUUCCUUUUACUACAUUUCAUAAGAAGUGGUGUGCAGAAAAAACGCAAUUAAUGAUCCAAAACAACUUUAGUCAAUGGUUUAGGGAUCCACCACAUAAUUCAAUUCGAAAUUACGAUCAAUAUCUUGCAGUUGUUAAAUAUCCGAUCAGUUUAUCAGAGAUAGCAGACAGAAUCAGAUUAAAUAUCUACCAGUACGUAUUUGAAUGGGAUAACGACAUGCAAGCUGUUUUUAAGAACGCAAUGGCUUUCAAUUCUAAAAAUUCUCAGCCUUAUUUUAUUGCGCAAUACUUACUUGAUAGCUACAUUAAAGAAUGCACUCCAAUUCCUGCAUCACAACAAGAAGAUAAUAUGAUAUUGAUAAAUAGACAAGCUCAGAAAUUACUAAACUUAUUAGAAUCACCACCCCCAAGCAUUAAGAACCUCAAAUGGGAUAUCCCUCCAUUAAGCAAUGAUGGAACUUUAGAAUGGAAAGAUUUGAAAAUGAAAAAUAGCGAACUGAGCCAGCCAGUUAAAGAAGCUUUAGAAAAAUUAUCAGCUUUAAUACAAAAACCAUCUACAGAGCCUUCGAAAUAA
This is a messenger RNA of Trichomonas vaginalis G3, 579 nucleotides long. RefSeq names its product bromodomain family. Bases 1 to 579 code for a protein of 192 amino acids. Gene Ontology annotation, molecular function: protein binding. The transcript has a single exon. Lineage: Eukaryota; Parabasalia; Trichomonadida; Trichomonadidae. The record is from RefSeq and is a predicted model, not a curated record.